UAAAUAAAUUUUGGAUUUUUCUAGAGUUGUAGAACAAGAUGAAUAAUUUCCAGAAUUAUAGAAAUUUUGGAACCAAUUCAAUCCCAGGCAAGGAUCACUUUGCGAAGAUUCCCCAGAAGCUCCAAAAUUUUCAAGAAAAUGUUUCCCGCACUGAAAACAAUGAACGAAUCAAACCACAGAGUUUUUAUGCUGGUAUAUCGGUGCCAGACGGUGAUUCCAGCAAUAUUGGCAAUGGGCUUAAAAGGAAAAUCCCUGAAUCUCUGUUGACCGUGAAGAAGAUAAUAAGGGUGCACGAAGUUUCAAAGGGGGAUAAAUUAAAUGAGGAGUUCUGCUAUAGAGACAAUUUAUCUGGGAACUCCAGGAAAAAAGGUCCAGAGCAGACAAAAUUUGCGCCAAUGCCUUCUUUGCAAAUCAUAACUGGAAAUAUUGCACAAAUUCAAAAAAUGAACAAAGAACUGGAAGGUCAGAAUUUUCUGUUUGAAACUCAUGCCAAACUGUUGCUAGUGAAGGAGGGCAAAUAUACGUGUGAAAAGUUGAUUUUGCUGCGCAAUGAGAGUGGUCCCGUUCUGCAAGGUGUCUUCUAUGAAAUCGACCACAAAUUGCCCGCUAACGUAGAAGAAGGGCAAAUCGUGAGGUGCGUGGGACGUUUUAAUCACUAUAAUCGCUUCAACAUCAUGAAAAUUUCGUCCACUAAUUCUGCCUUCGUUGAUCUCUCCAAUCGCCUUCACGCAAUUUCUCACUUCACCAUAAACAAGGACAACAAACAUUGAGAUAUUACUUC
Phlebotomus papatasi is the source of this 781-nucleotide messenger RNA. RefSeq lists its product as uncharacterized. Bases 39 to 770 code for a protein of 243 amino acids. NCBI's taxonomy places the organism in Eukaryota, Metazoa, Arthropoda, Insecta, Diptera, Psychodidae. The transcript has 4 exons. The record is from RefSeq and is a predicted model, not a curated record.